Molecule: messenger RNA, 763 nt
Organism: Orbicella faveolata
Lineage: Eukaryota; Metazoa; Cnidaria; Anthozoa; Scleractinia; Merulinidae
Biological process (GO): protein phosphorylation; necroptotic signaling pathway
Molecular function (GO): GTP binding; protein serine/threonine kinase activity; GTPase activity
Source: RefSeq, a predicted model, not a curated record
UGAACUGGGAAAAGACUCCGAGAUGACAACGCCAAAGUUUAAAGAAAACCAGGACAGCAUCGAAGGAAUCGUGAAUUAUGAAGAAAACGUACUUAGGAAGGACUCCGAGGUGACAAGGCCAACAUUUAUCGAAAGCCAGGACAGCGUCGAAGGAAUCGUGAAUUAUGAAGGUGGGACAUUGCGGCUUGCCGAGGACGUUCAACUUAUUUGCCCAAAUGGUGCCAUAAGCAAGUCGGACGAUCGCGUGGCCAUCAAAGUAGUUCUGGAGAAGCCUUCUACACACUGUGAUAUGAUAGUCAAAAAUGGACUUGAGAGUGAAGUCAUGUUCAUUGCACCCGUCAUCAAUUUGCAACCAAAUGGUCAAGUGUUUAAGAAACCGGUUACAUUGCAGACCAAGUUAACAACUGAAACGGAUGCUUUCCGACCAAGCGACGUUCUGGUUUUGCAUGGCACACAAGCUAGAGACGGAAAGAUCGUUUGGGAAGAUGUCACCCAUCGGGCCAAAAUUGAUCUACAAAAGAAAGAACUGAAAGUUGAAACAAACCGAUUCUCUCGAAUAGCAGCUCUGCUGAGGUUAACUUCGAUAUUAGCCAAAAAUGUUGUCACCAGGCUGAACCUUCGAGGAUUCCACUACACGUUGUCAGUGCUUUUUAAAGACAACCAUCCACAUUCACCCCUUGGUGAACUUGCCCUAGUCUUCAUGAGCCACGACGUCUACCACGAGACGUGUUACAGAGAACACCCUUCUUCUGUUUUGAUGUAG